AUGGGAUAUUCAGUUUGCUUCUGCUUGGGGCUGUUGUAUGGCCGGCUGAACCCGAACCAGCUUCCUUUGUAUGCUGCUGCUCCGCAGCAGCAGCAGCAGCAGCAGCAGAAGCAGCAGCAGCAGCAGCAGAAAAAGAGGAAGAGACAGCGGUUCCGCUGCGCCCCCUGGAUCGGACUCGUGACGCGAGAGCAAGUUGCUAUCCGCAGGAGACAGGCUGAGAUUCAGCAGCAGCAGCAGCAGCAGCAGCAGCAGCAGCAGCAGCAGCCGUGUUGCGGCGCUGCCGACUGCAUCUGCACUGCUGCUGGUCCUGCUGCUGCUGCUGCUGCUGCACCUCAAGGCCCAGUGGGCGGCGAGUCGCUGCCCACUGCGGGCUCUUGCUGCCACGGCGACAGCAGCAGCAGCAGCAGCAGCAGCAGCAGCAGCAGCAGCAGCAGUGUACCUGCUGCAGCAGCAACAGUUGCUCCUGCUGCUGCCUGGGAACCUAGUGCCGCAGCAACGAGCAGCAGCUCCGGGCCUCCGUCAGGCCCAGCAACAACAACAACAGCAGCAGCAGCAGCAGCAGCAGCAGCAGCAGCAGCAGCAGCAGCAAACGACGCAGACUGGGAACCCCCCUGGCCUGCUUCUCCCGGGGCUGAGCCUUCAGUCCCUUUGAAUUUGUGUCUCCUCACAAUUCACUGCAGCUGCGACGACGAAGACUUUCUCCUCAGAGUCUCCUUGGACAAGGUGAGCGACGACCUGCCGUCUCUGUCGGAACUCGAGCGCUGCUACACUAUUCAUGGAGAAAGAUUUUCUUUGUCAGCUUUGGACAGAAAGUUGUCGAACUUGCAAGAAAUAGAGACGCAAAGCAAGCAGCUGCUGCUGCUGCUGCAGGCUGCCCACAGCAGCAGCAGCAGCAGAGCAGCAGCCGAAAAAAACCUCGUCAGAAAAGGCGGCAGACACCUUGUCCUCGCCAGGGUCCCCACGCGGCACUUACCCACGCUCUCCAGCAGCAGCAGCAGCAGCAGCAGCAGCAGCAGCAGCAGCGGCGUAGAUGCGGUGGACCCAGCACAAAGUCGGGUGCCUUCGGAAGACAAACUCCAGCAGCAGCAGCAGCAGCAGCAGCAGCAGCAGCUGCCCCCUGCCGCAGGUGUGACGGGCGCAGGGGAUGGCAGCAGCGCUGCUGCCGACAGCAGCAGCAGCAGCAGCAGCAGCAGCAGCAGCAGCAGCAGCUCUUACGGGGACUUUGUGGACCGGAGCGAGCUGCGCUUUGACUGGCAGCUGCGGGGAGUUGCUGCGCGGCUGGAAGCAGAAAAGAGACAAAGCAGCGAAGGUGCAGCAGCAGCAGCAGCAGCAGCAACUUUGUCUCUUUCGCAAACUUAUGACAAUCUCUUUUUGCUGCUGCAGUCAGUGAACAGCCAUGUGCUCAGGGCCAAAGCAGCACACCUGAGCUGCCAGCUGCGCUGCAUUGAAAGAGAUGCCAUUAACACCAAAAACAAGUUGCUGCUAAACCAGCAGCAGCAGCAGCAGCAGCAGCAGCAGCAGCAGCAGCAGCGCGGGGAAGGGGCGGGCGAGGAGUGGGAUGCAGCGGAAACGGCGCAGCAGCAGCAGCUGAAGCGCGAGCAGCAGCAGCUGCAGCAGCAAGCCAGCCGGCAGCUGGAGCUGCUGCAGCAGGGCAGAGCCCUAGUCAAAAUGUAUGCAGCAGAAGAGCAGCAGCAGCAGCAGCUGCUGCUGCUGUGGAGGGAGGUCUUUAUGGCUCUUGUGCAUCUGCCCCCGGGCACUCCGCCAAACCCUCACAUCCGCAACGGCAGGCGGCUGCAGCAGCUCUUCUAG
This is a messenger RNA of Eimeria necatrix, 1809 nucleotides long. RefSeq lists its product as hypothetical. The coding region runs from base 1 to 1809 and encodes 602 amino acids. Lineage: Eukaryota; Apicomplexa; Conoidasida; Eucoccidiorida; Eimeriidae. The transcript is spliced from 2 exons. The record is from RefSeq and is a predicted model, not a curated record.